Emericellopsis atlantica is the source of this 1260-nucleotide messenger RNA. Its product is annotated as isoprenoid synthase domain-containing protein. The record is from RefSeq and is a predicted model, not a curated record. Bases 1 to 963 code for a protein of 320 amino acids. Lineage: Eukaryota; Fungi; Ascomycota; Sordariomycetes; Hypocreales; Bionectriaceae. The transcript has 4 exons.
AUGUCUCUUGACUCUUUCUCAGCCGUUCUGAAGCCCCUGGAUGCGAGCGAGAUCCCAGGAUUCUUCUCCCGCUACCCGGUGGGCAUCAGCGUGGAAGCUGAUCGCAUCACCAAGGCCCUCCGCCAAAUCGGCAUCGAGGCGACAAUGCCCGACACGAGGGAGCGCCACCGUGCCAAGGUGAGGCAGGCCAGCCCCUAUGGCGACCCAUUUUCCAUCUGCCACUGCUCUGCCUUCCCUGACAGGCUAGAGCUUGUUGGAUAUAUCAUUGAGAUCCUGUGGAUCCACGAUGAUAUCAUCGAGGAACUCGACCACAGCAUCGCCAUGAAGGAGCACGAGCUCCUUGCCCAGAUGCUGACGGUCGACAUUGACCCGUCCACCUUUGCGGCUGUGAACCGCAGACAGAGUGCACUGGCACGCAUCCUCCGACUGGCCAUUGACAUGGAUCCUGCUCAAGGUCCCGCCCUCGUCAAGACGCUGCAGACCUACCUCGAGGCAUACGACAGCACCAGCGUCAACUUUGACAAGUUUGAGGAGUACAGCGCCUUUCGCAUCCUCAACUCUGGCUACGCCAUGUCCUCCUUCCUGAUGCGCUGGGGCAUGGGGUUCGACCUCUCGGAGGAGUACGCCCAGGUCAAGGAGUACGACAUGGCGAUCGCCAGCGCUGCCGGUCUGACCAACGACUACUUUAGCUGGAACGUGGAGAAAAACCAGCCGACGGACCGCGUCCGCAACGGCGUCGACGUGCUUCGUCGUGAGCUCAAGCUCUCCGACAGCGCGGCCAUGACCAUGCUGGCUGGUGUCAUUGUCGACGAGGAGCGCCGUGCCGUCAAGCUCAAGCAGGCUCUCUUCAAGCAGGAGCCCUCAGAGAGGGUGCUCCAGUACUGCACGGCGAUUGAGCUGUUUGCUGGUGGGAGCUGCUACUGGCAGGCGACUGCGCCUCGUUACCAGGUGCAGGAAGCUUGAUGUGAUGGCCUUUGGUGAAGAUGGUUGGACCAGAUAGAACUUGAAUGAUAGACAUGCUGAUUGACGGAACCUUUUCGUGAAUGCGCCCAUCUUCUACUCGAUUGUUAGCCCAGGGUUCGACGGACUCGACGCGAUGAUGGCUUAGGCGAUGUCUGCUGUGAUCGACCAGCGGUCAACAUUGUAUGAGAACAUACAGGGGUCAAUUGAAGACACCGAGUAAGAUCAACAAAGCCGCGAUCUCUUUCACAUAUGAUGGCUCGGCUGUCGAAGACUUUGCCAGAUCCAUCACACACAAAG